UAUCGUUAUCGCGGCCAGCAGCUUGUUUUGUUUUGCUUACACGACAGACAGAUAAUUAAUAUAAUCCAUUUAUUUAUUUAUUUACUAUCCUAGUGCGACAAGGUUAAGCUUAAAAUACAAGUAAAUUACAAGUAGCAAGAAAUAUAACUAUACUUAUACUCUUAAAAUGAGUAGUUUAAAAUCGGACUUGGACGAGUACUUGCUGCUGCAGAGUGACCAGAAAAAAAGUUUUAACGUCAAGCUGCCACAGCUUAAAGUUCCAUUUUUUACUAGAAAGUCUGAGCCGGAAGCAAAUAGUUGGAUUAAGGACACUCAGGAUUCAUGUUUCCCGAAAUUGUCCCGCCUGCAGCGAAUUGUGGGUUUCGUCGCCUGCUUGGGCAUGGGAAUGCUGUGCAUGGCUCUUUCUACAUUAUACAUCCCCGUCCUAAUCCUAAAGGCCAGAAAGUUUGCACUGCUCUACACCCUCGGAAGCCUUUUCUUCAUCUUGAGCUUCUGUUUUCUCUCCGGAUUUGGAUCCUUUUUGAAGCAGAUGUUCUCCAAACCUAGACUGCUCACUUCGAUAUCGUACAGUUCCUGCUUGCUUUUAACUUUAUACUGCGCCUUGGUAGCGAGAAGCACAGCUUUUACUGCCCUCUUUGCAGUGACACAAAUAAUUGCAUUGCUGUUUAUGAUUCUCGGGAUGGUGCCCGGAGGAGCUACGGGACUCAAGUUCUUCGGGCAACUCUUCAAGACCAGCGUUUCUGCGACCACUAGUGCGCUGCCUGUGUAAAAACUUAAAACUGAAAAUCCAAAACCGCAGCAACGAAAAGUAACUUAUUAAACUCAUAGAUAAAUCCAAAAUAAACCAUAUUUGUGAUACAACGACUCUUAAAUGUACAGUUCUUAUUGUAGAUAACAUUUAUUUGCAGGUUGACUCAUUAACAUUUAUUUAUCCCCAUUAUCAGCAAUUUGUAUGUGAUAAAAUCCACAUCAGUUUAGAAUAGAAGGGUUGGAUGAAAACAUUGACCCAAUAUGGAGAAUGCGUCAAUAAAAAAUGUAAAAAAAUGUAGUCUAGUCCAGCAGGCAUCGAUAUUUGUUUAGCAUGUUUAAAUGCUCAAGCUUUAAGAAGGCCCUUCUGUCUGACUUUAUUUGGCCGGCUCUUCUAAACAUCCUCUCAGAUUCCGUCGAAUAUGCACCAGAUUUGGUUGUUCCACUCGAUGUAUAGAUGGUGGCGAAAAUAAUCGAUGGUGACCCGAAACUAUUAUCCUUAAAAGCCGAUCAUUGGCAUUACAAAAGAAUACACUUUUGCUUAUAAUUGUUAAAUCGAUGCGCUGGCAUAUAAACUUUACCCGGACAUAAUUAAUACUUGACAACACGCAGACCCCUGGAACCUCAUAUUACACUUCCUGCCGUUUCACUCACAUAUUUGCCUGCCGAACCCGGAAAAAGCAGCAACACCUCUCCGGAUGGAAUUCAGCUGUAAAAAUCUGGCCAUCAUGUCCAGCUGCCUGUAGGUUGGAGGUGCGCCUCACAA
Molecule: messenger RNA, 1513 nt
Organism: Drosophila gunungcola (fruit fly)
Lineage: Eukaryota; Metazoa; Arthropoda; Insecta; Diptera; Drosophilidae
Product: vesicle transport protein SFT2C
Exons: 2
Coding region: 167-769 (200 amino acids)
Biological process (GO): vesicle-mediated transport
Cellular component (GO): membrane
Source: RefSeq, a predicted model, not a curated record